Messenger RNA from Macrosteles quadrilineatus (aster leafhopper), 3376 nucleotides. RefSeq names its product G-protein coupled receptor moody (gene moody). NCBI's taxonomy places the organism in Eukaryota, Metazoa, Arthropoda, Insecta, Hemiptera, Cicadellidae. The coding region runs from base 226 to 1395 and encodes 389 amino acids. Gene Ontology annotation, cellular component: membrane. The transcript is spliced from 11 exons. Gene Ontology annotation, molecular function: G protein-coupled receptor activity. The record is from RefSeq and is a predicted model, not a curated record. Gene Ontology annotation, biological process: G protein-coupled receptor signaling pathway.
UGGCAUGUGUCCCCUCUGCCAGCUGGUCUACGUAUUGUUGACUGGUGAGGCGUCUAGUCAGUAAUGGGAUUGUGAAUGUGAACGUUCCGCUAGUGUUAGUGCCAUUUUGGAUAGCGUUCUGUGCCGAUUUCCGUUAGUGCUUGAGUUUGAUUUGGUCGAACUAUGGGGCCGUGCUGUGUAUAGUGUUUUUCCUUUGGAUUUCCUAUAACAAAAACAGAGGUGGCCAUGAUGCGGGAGUUACGUGGUUUCGCUAGCUUGGACGGAGAAGUUCACGGGUUCGAUCCUGGCGACAGCUUCUCAGUAUCCAACUCCACUCUGGAACAGCUCCAUUCUGAUGACAGGUUUUCAACUACUAUGUUGAAGUUGGCAACACUUGCUACAGUAGUCAUCAUGGUGGUUGGCAUUGUUGGAAAUUCACUUACUGUGGUGGCACUACUGCGGUGCCCGAGAGUGAGAAAUGUAGCCGCAGCCUUCAUAAUCAGCCUGUGCAUAGUGGACUGUCUCUUCUGCAUAUUGGUGUUGCCGUUCAGUGCUCUCGCCUACUACCACGGGACAUGGAAGUUCGGGGACACCCUGUGUAAGAUUGUGCCUCUGAUAAGAUAUGCAAACGUGGGAGAGUCACUGCUCUGCAUAGCGAUGAUAACGAUCAACAGGUACGUGAUGAUCGCUCACUACGGAGUGUACACCAAGAUCUACAGGCCGAUCUGGAUAGCCUCAAUGAUCCUGUUUUGCUGUACUCUUAGCUUCCUGAUGCAAGUCCCUACGUUUCUCGGAAUAUGGGGAAAAUACGCUUAUGAUGACAAAAUCAAGAGCUGUACCAUAGUCCAGGACGAGAAUGGAAGAUCCUCCAAGACCGCUUUGUUCAUCAUUGCCUUCGUCAUUCCAUGUUUAAUCAUCAUAUGCUGCUACGCCAGGAUAUUCUGGGUUGUCCAUAGUUCAGAAAGCAGAAUGAGAAAACAUGCAUCCUCCAAUGCCAAAGACACGAGGACAGGAAAAGAGAAGAAGGAUCAGAAGAAUAGAAGAAAUGAAUGGAGGAUUACUAAAAUGGUGUUGGCAAUCUUUCUCUCGUUUCUUCUCAGCUAUCUUCCCAUCACAGUAGUCAAGGUGGUUGAUAGCAAUGUGGAGAGACCAGCCCUGCACGUGUGGUCCACCAUCAUGCUGUUCAUGUCAGCAUGCAUCAACCCUAUAAUCUACGUGAUCAUGAACAAGCAGUACAGGCAGGCGUACAAGACCGUGUUGACGUGUACACGGCCUAGAAUGUUGUCCACAACCCCUGGACCGGGCUCCAGCUACGGGGGUUCUAAUGGUUUAAUAUUGAACGACUUAGCUGCUUCUCGUAAGAAUUUAGCUAACACACAUAUAAUCAACACUGACCAAAGAUAUUAUGGUCAGUAGAAUAGACGAUGAAGAUCUUCAAGGCUUCUAGAUAAAUCCAAGGAUGAAGUGAGUAGAACUAUGGUGUCCCAUGUAUCCAUCGCCAUGGCACCCAUAAGAGCUUCUCAAUUGCCUGAUCACAUCUAUGGGGACUGCCUUUGACUGCUCAUCUGCUGUUUUUGUCUACAAACAAAUUAAAAAACUACCUAGAUGGUAAAAAGUAUAGUUCGAUUCUUAAAGAAGUUACCAAAGAGCUUAGUUAAAAUGUAAUUAUGGUUAAAUGUUUCCAACAAAGAUGAAUAUUGUGUAUUUAAACAAAGUUGUGAAAUUGAACUAAGUAUGAAAACGUAUUGAAUGUCUUAAACGAUCAGUGAAUCAGAUAUGUGUCCUCAUAAACCUUUUGCUAUUAAAAAUUCAAUUUAAAUCUUCGUUAAAUGUUGUAUUGGGCGUGAAGAAUAUUUUGUAUUUUUUUCAAAAUCGUAAAGUUUUACGCCGGUAAUAGAUUGAAACAUUAUAACGAGAUUGUACUUUUCUUUUAAUGCACAUAAAAUAAUUCGGCUGGUAAGAUGUAUUUGAAUGUUUUGAUUAAUUCUAAUAACUCAAUAACUUUGUUAUGCCUAAGAACUGAUUCUGCCAAAGAAUCUUACCUAAGCAAGUGGUUUUUCAAACCUUUUCACAUCCUUUGCUAAAACUUAUUUUCACAUUUAUAAUACUCCUUAAUUUAAAACCACAUUAUGUGGAUAAUGAAAAAUGUUAAUUGAUUUAACCAUCAAAAAUAGUUGAUCCAGGUUUUUUAUUUAUGUUAAUAAAAUCAAAGACUAAGCUAAAAUAAUCUUCUAAACAUUCCACGAUGUAACAUUAUCGCAUGUUUUUCUUCAUCGUUAAUUUUUUUCAACAAACAAAAUACACCUAGAGUUGCAGUUUUUUUUAUACUAAUCUUCAACUAAGGAAACUUUGGAAAUAAUUUUACAAGCAAUAUUAUUUAUAUAAGUAAACAUUAAAUUUGUCUUUUUUUUAGGUGAUUAUUAAUUAUAUAGAUAUUAGCACGUAUGAUAUUAAUUUAUUAUUUAUAAUAAAAUCACUUGUUGUAAUAGUUGUUUACCAUAAAAAUAUCCUCAAUUAUUUAUUUGCACUCAAGUUAACUAUCUUGUUUGUAUAGUGUAAUUAGUCCAUUAAUUCAUAAUUAAUAAUUAUUAGUGUAAUUAGGUGCAUAUUUCGUUAUUCAUUCUGCCAUCAUAGGUUAUAUUCAGUUUCAUUGCGAAACACUACAAAAUCAUGAGGCACCCUAGUCAACGAAAACAUGCAAUACUGGUAUAUUUUAAUUCAUCUUUUUUAACGUAACAGUUUUUUUUUUACUCUACAAAGUUUUUGUUCAUUGUUUAAACAUUAACAAACCAAAAUUUAACUGGUUUCUAUGGACAUUUACAAAAUUGCAUUUAUAUCAGCUAAUAUUUACAUAACAACUAUUUCAAAAAUAAGCCUUAUAAAGACAUUAUGCUCACUUUUUAUUUACAUUUUUAUUAGUUAUAACCGGAACAUUCCGGCUUAGUCGUGUAUUAUUUGAUGGGUUAUCAAUAUUUAGUUAAUUAUGAUAAAUAUUUGAUUUAUAGAAUAUCCUAGCCUGCUUUUUCAAGUAUAAAUCAUGUAAUAGUAUAGUUAUAUGGAAGUCUUUGUAAAUAAUACCCAGAACUGAUCUAGAUGGCCAAAGAUAAAAAAUAUAGACUUGAAGGAAUAACAUUCACCAUUUAAUAGUGCAUAGUUUGCUAACAGAACUAGUCAAAAUGCCAUAUUCUGCUGGUCAUUUAACACCUUAUAAUCUUUCUCUUGUUAUUUCAAGUGCAUUGUUCUGUUUGUAAUAUAUACUUAUAUAAUAUAUUUUUACACCAUACGUAUAAUUAUUUAUUUAGUUAGGGUUAAACAAUAUGUAAAUACUCGUGUUACAUUAUAUACAUGUACAUAAUUUUCUAUUGAGAUUUAUUAAAAUGAAAUAUACGAUAAAUUA